AUGGAAAUACUCAUGACUAGGGCUGAUUUGGAUGAGGAUAGAGAAGCUACCAUGGCACGAUUCAUUGGUGGGCUUAAUAAGGAGAUUGCUGAUAGGGUAGAGUUGCAAUAUUAUAUGGAGCUUGAGGAGUUAGUUCACCUUGCAAUUAAGGUGGAAAAGCAACUAAAACCUAGAGGGACAACAAGGUUUGAAUAUAAGGGCACUUCGAGUGGGAGGCCACAUUGGUCUAAUUCUUGGAAAGGAGGUAAGAAAGGUGAUGAUAAGGUUAUUCCCAAUGACAACAAAGGGAAAAGCAUUUCAGGCAACAAAGACACAUCUAAACCCGAAAUUAACAAAGAAAAGAAUAAAAACAUCAAGUGUUUCAAAUGCUUGGGGCGUGGCCAUAUUGCUUCACAAUGUCCAAACAAGCGGGCAAUGGUGGCUAGAGACCAUGGGGAGAUUGAAACAGCAAGUGAAGAGAGUGAUAAUGAUGAUGAGAUACCACAAUUGGAAGACGGCAGCGAUGAUUGCAUUGAGGGUCCUAUGGGAGGUGAGCUCUUAGUGGCUAGGCGCACACUAAGUGUUCAAAUGAAGGAAGAUGAUACAUUGGAGCAGCAAAGAGACAACAUUUUUCACACAAGAUGCCAUGUACAAGAUGAGGCGCUAUGUGAUGUAGUGCCAAUGCAUGUUGGCCAUAUCUUGUUAGGUAGGCCAUGGGAAUUUGAUACAAGGGCCUUCCAUGAUGGCUUUCUAAAUAGGUACUCAUUUGUGAAGGAUGGGAGAAAAGUUACUUUGACACCUCUUUCUCCUAAGGAAGUGUAUGAUGACCAAUGUAAGUUGGAAAGAGAGAGGCGUGAGGCUAAAAAUAACAAAAAGGAGCAUGAAAACCCAAAUGGUGAGAUUCAGCCUAAAGAGAAAACAAAGGCAAAGGGUAGUUUUUUGGCUAGGGAAAGUGAAAAUUUCGAUGCCUUUCCCGAGGAAAUGCCAAGUGGAUUACCUCCUCAAAGAGAGAUAGAACAUCAAAUAGACUUCAUACCUAGGGCUUCCAUACCAAAUAGACCAGCCUAUAGAAGUAAUCCAGAGGAGAUAAAGGAGCUUCAAAGGCAAGUGGAAGAACUGAUGUCAAAAGGGUAUGUGCGUGAGAGCUUAAGUCCUUGUGCGGUUCCAGUGAUUUUGGUUCCAAAAAAGGAUGGCACAUGGAGAAUGUGUGUAGACUGUCGUGCAAUCAAUAAAAUAACGAUUGAUUUGCGUUCUAGUUAUUAUCAAAUUCGCAUGAAAACUGGUGAUGAGUGGAAAACGGCUUUUAAGACUAAGUAUGGUCUUUAUAAGUGUUCAAAGGGGCCCGAGGUUGAUGUGGAGAAAGUGGAAGCAAUUAGGGAGUGGCCAACACCUAAAAACAUUAGCCAAAAAAAUGUUGGGUUUACUUGGGGUGAUGCACAAGAACAUGCUUUUAAUAUGCUUAAAGAUAAGUUGUGUGUUGCUCCUUUGUUGGUUUUACCUAACUUUGACAAAACCUUUGAGAUUGAGUGUGAUGCUAGUGGCAUUGGGACUGGGGCUGUUUCGAUGCAAGAGGGCAGACCUAUAUGCUAUUUUAGUGAAAAACUAAAUGGAGCGUACCCUUGA
Ricinus communis (castor bean) is the source of this 1602-nucleotide messenger RNA. RefSeq lists its product as uncharacterized. The coding region runs from base 1 to 1602 and encodes 533 amino acids. NCBI's taxonomy places the organism in Eukaryota, Viridiplantae, Streptophyta, Magnoliopsida, Malpighiales, Euphorbiaceae. The transcript is spliced from 6 exons. The record is from RefSeq and is a predicted model, not a curated record. Gene Ontology annotation, molecular function: zinc ion binding; nucleic acid binding.